This is a messenger RNA of Dermacentor andersoni, 1493 nucleotides long. RefSeq names its product alpha-crystallin A chain-like. The record is from RefSeq and is a predicted model, not a curated record. Lineage: Eukaryota; Metazoa; Arthropoda; Arachnida; Ixodida; Ixodidae. Gene Ontology annotation, biological process: response to heat; protein refolding. Gene Ontology annotation, cellular component: cytoplasm; nucleus.
AAUAAUACAGAACAAUCGCGAGCCACCAGGUGCUCUCGAAGUCACGAGACCACGAAGAGGCGCAGACGUACCACGUGACAUUGUCCGGCCAAUGACACGUCUCCAUGCUUCAGCUGCUUCUUUCUUUUUCUCGUGUUUUCUCGAACACGUUUUUCAGAGCAGACGAAGGCCUUUUCGAAAACCGGCGUCUUCACGUCCUGCACUGUGCGUGCGUACAGUACGUGCUGCCCGACUGCUCAGAAUCUGCAAGUUUCGUACAACGUUUUUGAUAGCCGUGCUAAGGAAUCAUCAUGUCUCUGUUCCCGCUCAUCAACCGCGGCUCCUGGGGCCCUUCAGACUUGGCGAGGCGCUUCUUCGACGAAGACGACGUCGCCGGCUCCCUGCUUCUCGACGGUGAAAUGUACGACCCGCCAUUCUACCACCAACGUUACUUCGUGCAACCUCGCCGGCACCUUAACCAAUCGUCGUCGACGUCAAACGGCGGCGGCAACGGCGUCUGUUCAGCCCGCCAGCAAAGCAACGGCACGACCGCGGUCGCUUGCUCUCCGGACAAGUUCGCUGUUCGCGUCGACACCCGACACUUCGCGCCCGACGAGAUCUCCGUCAAGACUCGCGACCACUGCGUCGUUGUCCACGGCAAGCACGAAGAAAAGUCGGACGACCGCGGCUGCUACGUCAAGCGAGAGUUCACCCGGCGCUACGUGCUGCCCGAAGACGUCGAUCCCGAGUCUGUCGAGUGUCACAUGACUCACGGGGGACUUCUGUCGCUCGAAGCGCCGCGGAAGAAGUUCAAGAGGGACGACGCCAAGCCGAUUCCGAUUAAAGUUCAACACGAAGGUGGCGGUGAUGCUUCUGCACCUGCGCCAACUGCUAACGCGACCAACGGAGACGUCGGCGACGAGGCCAAGUAGAACGCCCUCCGCCUGCGUUCUACGGCCUCCGAGAUCCGCCAGAUCACGGGCGCUAUGCGCAUUUCUUCUCAACAACGUUCCUGCCGUAACACUGCCAUUGUUCGUGCGUUGUUGCGUCUUUAGGCACUCCAUUUUACACUUUUGUGCGAACUUUCAAACUUUUCUCGUGUGAAUUGAUACGUUCUCGUUUUAUUGCGGUCGAGUUUGAACGGUGCGUAUGUUGAUGAAUUCUCGUCAAGCUGGUUUAAGGGUUCGCGUUUUUCUUUGCUCGAGAGAGCAAGAAAAAUGCGCAAAUGUUUGUCGCUAGUCUCUCCCGGAAAUCUUAUCCUCCGACGUGUUGUAUUGGUUGGCGGAGCAACUCUUGUAAGUUAUAAGAGUUUUGUGUCGUGUGUCUUCUAUAAGGGCUCACCUGUCACAUAGCGUUAAUUAUUCUUGUUUUAAUUUAUUAUUGUAUCUUUUCCGUCCGAUACUGAGUUAAUGUGCGUGUGAAAAGCUCUCAGGCGACACGAGUGAAUCUCAAUGGACUCCUUUGUAAGUGCUGCAUACUUCUACACUUAAUAAAUUUGGAGCUUACCCUCUGCA